AAUCCCAACAAUAUUUGACUUUAACUCAAGUUCGCAUGAUGCAUAAAUUAUUAUUGCGAAGAGUUUGAGUACGAAAUUUUAUGAAUCUUCAAUCUCCAUUCAGCCAUUCUCCAAACUCCAAAAUACGAGUAAUUUAAAUUAAAAUCAAAAAUAAUCUCUUCUCCAUUUUCAACGCAACCUACAGAAUAAAAUCGCCAUUACAUCUUCGUCGCAUCCUCAGCGUCACUAGGCUAUAUUUUAAAACGCAGUAACGUUAUCAAUUCUUUCGAAAUGAAAAGUUCAGCGAAGUUUGAUCAGUUGUUGUAAAAUGAAGUGGGUAAGGGGAUGUGAGUUGUGUUUUUCGAGCUUCAUUAGUUAAUUAAAUACUUGAAAUGAUGUAAUUUAAUGUAAUUUUUGUUCCUUUUUUAAAAACAAAGUCUAUAGAAUUGUAGCAUCGCUGAAAUUUGUAUAUUACUUUCAAUUUAUUAGCGUCCUUGAUUCAUAUCUUCGAUCAUUUUUUUCGCGAUCUUUGUGUAAUCGAAUUGUGACAUUACGAUGCAUUUUUUUUGAUCCCAUCAUUUAUUUUUAUUUUUGUAUUUGAUAGUUUCGACAUUUCGUUAAAUUAACGUGCAUUUAACAUAGAAUUAAACUUCACCGAGACACGAGAUAGUUGCGUAACUUGUCCUGUUACCAGUGUUAUCUUAAAAUUACUAUCUACGAUGAGGAUUCAAAAGUCGGACAUUUGAUUUCGCCAGUGGAAAUCCCUACAAAGUGGUGGUAUGCUGGGUAAACUGAAAUGGGAGCAACCAUGGGGAAAAAUUCGUCGUUAUUAGACGCGCUGCCCACUGGCCAAGGCACUCUUCACAUAGUCAUGCUCGGGCUGGACAGCGCCGGCAAGACGACCGCUCUUUACAGACUGAAAUUCGACCAAUACUUGAACACAGUGCCUACGAUAGGUUUCAAUUGCGAAAAAAUCAAGGGUACCAUUGGUCGUUCGAAAGGUAUAAAUUUUCUAAUGUGGGAUGUCGGCGGCCAAGAGAAACUGCGACCGCUUUGGAAGAGCUACACGAGGUGUACAGAUGGUAUCGUGUUCGUAGUCGAUAGUGUAGAUAUGGAGCGUAUGGAGGAAGCUAAAAUGGAGCUUCUGAAAACCGCGAAAUCGCCGGAUAACGCCGGUGUUCCUAUUCUAGUCUUAGCUAAUAAACAAGAUUUACCGGGCGCCAAAGAUUCAAAGGAGUUAGAAAAAUUAUUAGGAUUACACGAGAUCACCGGCAAUGGCAGCAAUAGCCAUUUAUGGCAUAUUCAAGCAGCUUGCGCCAUCACCGGAGAAGGUCUGCAAGAAGGCUUAGAUACAUUAUACGGUAUGAUAAUAAAAAGAAAAAAAUUAAGUAAACAAAAUAAAAAGAAAAUUAGAUGAAUCAAACGUUCGUUUAUUAAAAUCAAUGUCUAAUGUAGAAUUCUUUUGCGAAAUGUGUUUGUUUUUUUCAAUUACGUAUUUAUUUCUGAUACUUUUUUAAUGUAUUCAAUUUUUUUUUUAUUUUACCUGAUUGUUUUCGUUUUUUGUUUUUUUAAAUACGUCAUUCGAUUUGAAUUAAACGCGUUUUGCAAUAUUUAUGUGAUAAUAAUGUGUAUCUUGUAAUUUUUUUGUAAUGAACUUUAGAAAACAAAAGUCAACAGUUCUAUUUUACCUUAAAAUUCGUUUAGUUUUGAUUUUUUUUCUAUAUGUCUACGUCACGCAGAAUAUUCUGUUGUUUUUUUCUUCCUCGAUUUAUGUACUUUUUUUUUUUUUUUAAAUUACCGUGUAAUUUUGUUUUUCUUUUCAAACCUUGCCAUGACAAUCACCCACUGGUAGUUUUUCACGAAACUGCAUGUUUGCAAUUUAUUUUUUCGAUACCAUGUGCAUGUGUUAUGUUUUACCAGGCAAGUUGUUCUUCUGUUUAUGUAUCACUUUGGAUUUUACUCCUUUUUUUCAUUUGUUUGUAUAUGUUUGCUCAGUAGUAUUAACGGAGGAUUGGUUUAUUGUUUCGUUUGAAUGAAGAACAUAAAUCGAAUGUAGGUAGUAAAAUGUUUCUGUCUUGUAUUAUAUAUAUUUUUCGAGUCAUUUUUAUCAAAUUAUGCGUUUUUUUUCUUUUUUUCUAAUUUUGUUUGUUAAUGUUGAACACGCGGCGCAGUACCUAAUACUUACUUUACUAUAUUUUUAAUGUGCAAUUUUAUGUUUAAAAAAAUUGUAUUAAUUCGAUUUGUAUCGAUUUAAUGAUAAUUAAUACUCGAGAUUUUUAUGUUUGUGUUACUGAUAUUUUGUUCAAUAUAGAAAAAACAUAUAUUGAA
This is a messenger RNA of Planococcus citri (citrus mealybug), 2307 nucleotides long. It is a transcript of the gene Arl4, whose product is annotated as ADP ribosylation factor-like 4. The transcript is spliced from 2 exons. Gene Ontology annotation, biological process: vesicle-mediated transport; intracellular protein transport. Gene Ontology annotation, cellular component: plasma membrane; cytoplasm. Lineage: Eukaryota; Metazoa; Arthropoda; Insecta; Hemiptera; Pseudococcidae. Bases 776 to 1396 code for a protein of 206 amino acids. The record is from RefSeq and is a predicted model, not a curated record. Gene Ontology annotation, molecular function: GTP binding; GTPase activity.